Molecule: messenger RNA, 3138 nt
Organism: Pieris rapae (cabbage white)
Lineage: Eukaryota; Metazoa; Arthropoda; Insecta; Lepidoptera; Pieridae
Gene: Gat
Product: sodium- and chloride-dependent GABA transporter 1
Exons: 12
Coding region: 286-2106 (606 amino acids)
Biological process (GO): sodium ion transmembrane transport
Cellular component (GO): membrane
Source: RefSeq, a predicted model, not a curated record
CAGUUCACAUGUAUUCCUGUAACCUGUGAUGUCUACCAGGAUCAUUCGUGCUCAAGCAUGUGGCGGACUAACACGUAUCUGCCGAACUGUCCGCCAUUCUGCUGACGUUUGUGUAUGUGUAUGAUAAUGUGUAUAGUGUUGUGUGUGUAGAUAACUGAGAAUUAAUAUUAUUUCUAGUCCAAGUACUUUAAAACAAUGUUAAUACAGUCCCCUUGACUUGCAAUAUAUAGUAGAGCUAGAGUGAACGUAGAGUGAAAAGAAAAGAAAAGAGAUAAAGGCUUAGAGAUGGACACAAGAAAUGAUGGACUCGGUGAUGACAUCGAACUGAGCGUUCAGGGAGCAAGCAAAUCCAGCGACUCACCAAAGAAAUCGGCAUUGCCGGAGAGAGGUUCAUGGGGUAGCAAGUUAGAUUUUAUUCUAUCUGUGGUGGGAUUGGCUAUCGGUUUGGGCAAUGUGUGGCGGUUCCCAUACCUCUGCUACAAGAAUGGAGGAGGCGCUUUUCUCAUUCCCUACUUCCUCACAUUGUUCCUGGCUGGUAUCCCCAUGUUCUUCAUGGAGCUGGCCAUGGGACAAAUGCUUACGAUCGGCGGUCUGGGAGUGUUCAAGAUUGCGCCGAUUUUUAAAGGAAUCGGAUACGCCGCGGCUGUCAUGUCCUGUUGGAUGAACGUUUAUUACAUCGUGAUUUUAGCAUGGGCCAUCUUCUACUUCUUCAUGUCUAUGCGCUCUGACGUACCAUGGCGUGACUGCGACAAUUACUGGAACACAGAUACCUGCGUUAAUCCAUACGACCGUAAGAACUUAACUUGCUGGUCCUCAAUGGAUAUGACCACGUAUUGUACCCUGAACGGAAAGAAUAUCAGCAAGGCCCUCCUUUCUGAUCCUGUCAAGGAAUUCUGGGAACGACGAGCUCUACAAAUCUCGAGCGGCAUAGAACACAUUGGUAACAUCCGUUGGGAGUUGGCUGGUACACUUCUUCUGGUCUGGAUCCUGUGCUACUUCUGCAUUUGGAAGGGAGUGCGCUGGACUGGAAAAGUCGUCUACUUCACAGCGCUGUUCCCGUACUUCUUGCUAACUGUAUUGCUUAUUAGAGGAAUAACUCUUCCCGGCGCAAUGGAGGGAAUAAAGUUCUACAUAAUGCCGAACAUGUCAAAGUUAUUCGAGUCUGAAGUAUGGAUCGACGCGGUCACUCAAAUCUUUUUCUCGUAUGGUUUGGGUCUGGGAACUCUUGUUGCACUUGGAAGUUACAACAAGUUUACUAACAACGUUUAUAAAGAUGCCCUGAUAGUCUGUACAGUGAACUCUAGUACAUCUAUGUUUGCUGGUUUCGUGAUCUUCUCUGUAGUUGGAUUCAUGGCUCACGAACAGCAGAGACCGGUGGCUGAAGUGGCUGCAUCAGGACCUGGAUUAGCUUUCUUAGCAUAUCCAUCGGCCGUACUCCAACUACCCGGAGCCCCAUUGUGGUCAUGCCUGUUCUUCUUCAUGCUGCUCCUCAUCGGUCUGGACAGUCAAUUCUGCACCAUGGAAGGCUUCAUCACAGCUGUGAUCGACGAAUGGCCGAAACUACUCAGAAGGAGGAAGGAGAUUUUCAUCGCUAUUACGUGUGUCAUAUCAUAUUUGGUUGGGUUGUCUUGUAUUUCGGAGGGUGGUAUGUAUGUCUUCCAAAUUCUGGACUCCUAUGCUGUAUCUGGCUUCUGCUUAUUGUUCCUGAUCUUUUUCGAGUGUGUGUCGAUCUCCUGGGCGUUUGGAGUGAACCGGUUCUACGAUGGUAUCAAAGAGAUGAUUGGCUACUACCCAACUAUCUGGUGGAAGUUCUGCUGGGUCGGAUUUACACCUGCUAUAUGUAUUAGCGUGUUUAUAUUCAACUUGGUACAAUGGACUCCGAUUAAGUACAUGAACUAUGAGUAUCCCUGGUGGUCUCAUGCCUUCGGUUGGUUCACUGCUCUAUCGUCUAUGCUGUGCAUCCCUGGGUACAUGAUUUAUCUGUGGCGAGUCACUCCAGGGACACCAAUGGAGAAAUUCCAUACGAUCGUUCGAAUCCCCGAAGACGUACCUGCCUUACGGACAAAGAUGCAGGCUGAGGAGAUAGCCAAGCACGGCAAGGCCUAAAUGGAAUUAGAUGAACAAGACAAACGCACAAUUUAAACGUGCCAUAUUACCAUAUAACCAUUAUUUACUUAUAUUACUUAUUAGUCAAUUAAUUAUGUAAUUAUUACGUUUUGGGAGCGUCGCGACGCGUUCAUGUUCUACUAUAUUUACAAGUAAGUUAGUUAAAACGGGUUUCAAAUAGUUAAUCUAUAUAUUAUAGUUAUUGUCUUCCAUUUAGGAUGCUUUAAGUGUUUUUUUAUGUGUAGCUUGUAGUUUUAGAAUGCGUAAUCACUUUUAUUACUAGUAUAUUUCGAUUUUUAAUAGUGGUUUUAAAAACCCUCUUAUUUAUAAAAACUAUUUCAAAACUGUUUUAAUCUCAUGAUAUAGAAGUGAUUUAGUUAAAACAGUUGUUUUAGUUUUUAUUAAUAAGUGUUUAUUAUAGGAAUGUGUAAUCGUGUAUCGGUGUAUUCUAACAAAAUAUUUCCAUAGCAUUACCAAAGAGUUUAUAACAUUUUAGAUUGUGUAUUUUGAGUUAUUUGUAUAUUUUUAUUAAGAAUCACAUAUCGUUAAGUAAGAGUUUUGGUUUAGCUUUAAUAGUUAAGUUGAGUUUAGUUUAUUAAUGCAUUUAUCAUAAGUAAUAUGAAGUUGUGUUCUGUGAGAGACCAAAUCUUUGAAGUAUUUACAAAAAUGUCUUACUAAUUCACUAUACUGUAGCUGAUGGCCUAAAAUACGUCUAUAGUCGUUAUUUUUCGACCUUAUUAAUGUAAUGUGCCAAAAUAUGUGUGGAGUUCAAAAGAUUAAUGUUAGUAGAUUUUCAUAAUAAUUACUAUUAAUAAUUAUUCUAUUUACACGUCAAUUCUUAUAACUAGUGAACAUUCGUAGUUGUAUGGCGUUUUUCAUAUAAACCUAUUUAUCACGUAUGCAAAUUAUUUACAAAAAAUAGUUAAAUUUACAAAAAUUAUUAAAAUAUUAUAACCUGUAAUCUUUAUAAAACAAUAUUUAAAUCGUGUUAUAUAAACACCAUAAAUAACCAAUGUCAUAAUUACUAAUAAC